Messenger RNA from Brassica oleracea var. oleracea, 385 nucleotides. RefSeq lists its product as uncharacterized. Lineage: Eukaryota; Viridiplantae; Streptophyta; Magnoliopsida; Brassicales; Brassicaceae. The record is from RefSeq and is a predicted model, not a curated record. The transcript is spliced from 2 exons. Bases 50 to 385 code for a protein of 111 amino acids.
CCAGGUCGUGGAAAAUCGAAAAGAGGAUCUCCUCGCGACUCAAGCUUCUAUGUGUGAAGAAGGCGAUUCUGCAUCUUCCAACUCCUUAACCGUAGAGCAACUCAACAACCUUGUUCUCGAGGCUGUUCCAAGGAAAAAGGGCCGUUAUGUUGGAUUGGCUCGUUCGCCCGGAGGGGCUUCUUCUUCUUCUUCAGCUCUCUAUCCACUCGUUGAUGAGCUUAUGGAGCAGAUUAAGACCAAGGAUACGGAGAUUGAGUUCCUGAAGAAUGACAAUGCUGAAAUCCGGGUUGAGCUGCAGCAAAACCGAACGACUAUGGAGCAAAACAAUGUUCUCACCCAGACCUUGUUGCAGAAGUUUAGGACCCGAUUCGGUGAAGACUUUUAG